This is a messenger RNA of Photinus pyralis (common eastern firefly), 657 nucleotides long. Its product is annotated as 60S ribosomal protein L24. Gene Ontology annotation, biological process: cytoplasmic translation. The record is from RefSeq and is a predicted model, not a curated record. Gene Ontology annotation, cellular component: cytosolic large ribosomal subunit. NCBI's taxonomy places the organism in Eukaryota, Metazoa, Arthropoda, Insecta, Coleoptera, Lampyridae. Gene Ontology annotation, molecular function: mRNA binding; structural constituent of ribosome. Bases 142 to 606 code for a protein of 154 amino acids. The transcript has 5 exons.
GAAUGCAGCCAAUGUCAUCGAACUUUAAAUAUAUUGAGUAUUGGUAGCAAUGCUAAAAUUUCUAGUUACAUUUUCAAGUUCAACAGUUGGUAAUUGUGAAAGUUUUCUUUACGAUUUUCGGAGUUCAUACCAUCAUCCAACAUGAAGAUUGGUUUGUGUGUAUACAGUGGGUAUAAAAUUUACCCUGGACAUGGAAAAACAUUGGUUAAAGUAGACGGAAAGUCGUUUACGUUCUUAAAUUCAAAAUGUGAAGCCGCACAUUUAAUGAAACGCAAUCCUCGUAAAGUUACCUGGACCGUACUUUACAGACGGAAACAUAAGAAAGGUCAGGAAGAGGAAGCUACCAGAAAGCGUACACGUAGGACACAAAAAUUCCAACGUGCUAUUGUCGGUGCCUCUUUAAAUGAUAUUAUGGCUAAACGUAACCAGAGGCCGGAAGUAAGGAAAGCACAGCGUGAACAGGCUAUUCGAGCUGCAAAAGAACAAAAGAAGUCUACAAAAGCGGCAAAGAAAGCAACUGCACCACCAAAACCAAAGCUGCAUCAAAAAACAAAGGCCGCAAAGGUUACACAAAAAUCUGCACCCCGUGUUGGAGGAAAACGUUAAUUUUUGUGAAUUAAUGUUUUUAUUAAAAUAAAUGACCAGCAUUAUUGUACA